Molecule: messenger RNA, 8816 nt
Organism: Xyrauchen texanus (razorback sucker)
Lineage: Eukaryota; Metazoa; Chordata; Actinopteri; Cypriniformes; Catostomidae
Product: microtubule cross-linking factor 1
Biological process (GO): regulation of autophagy
Source: RefSeq, a predicted model, not a curated record
GUCAGACCGCAGCGGCUGCAGAUUUUCCCCGUUAGAGAGGGGAAGAGGAGGUGGAACGGACAGUAUGGAGAUGAUGGGAAUAAUCUAAUCCCGGUGGGGGAAGGGAAUGGACGGAUGGACAGAUCUGACGCGCAAAAUCAGGGAGGUUCUCACUUGACAUCGAAACAUCUAUCGUAUUCCGUUUGGAAGCGCAGGGAAUGACGCUGACAAGCCCGGUUGUGGCUGUUGAAAAGGAAAUCACGGGUCCGCAUCCAUCCGGAGUGAUGAGCCAAAACGCGAAGGUAGAGACGCGCGUUUCUGGAUCCAUCCGUCACGUUGUAUAAUGGAGAGCUCUGAUGGCUCCGACACCAAACCUCAUCAUCAUCAUCAGUCUCAGGUGGAGAAGAAGAGGUUAAACCGUGUGCCGUCCCCCGCCAGACCCGUCCUGAAGGAUGUGCACUCCCGAUCGGCCAAACCAAUCGUGCCAAAAUCACCGAAACUCACCAAGCAGCCGGUAGCGUCUAAAAGCCGCAUCCAGAGGCGCACCGUCCCAGGCGCGAAGGACAAAUGCGCACCUGCGAAAAUCACCAUCAAGCCCUCAGCUCCAAAAAAGGCCGUUAAGGUCACCCAAUAUGCAGCAUCCGAACCGAAACCGCCCAGCAAAGUGGUGGACACCGUGCCACAGGUCGCCAAAAGUAAAGGGAGGCUAGCCGCGCUGGCCCCGGGAUCCCCGAUACGCGUCCCCACCGGACGGGUCGCUCAGACGGACAGCAGCUCGGAUUUGUCCGAUUGUCCGUCCGAGCCACUAUCGGACGAACAGAGACUCGUUCAGGCCGCCAGCAGCGAUGCGGACUCAGGCAGCGGCUCCGGUUCUAGCGAGCAAGUGGCCGCGGAUAAUCCCGGGAUUCGGACGCGCAGGGCGGGAGGGGUGUCUCGGGCUUCACCUCUGUCAGGUGUGCACACGGAGAAGUGUAGAGCGGAGAAAAGCGCACAGCUCAAACCAGCGGGGAAGGAAAUGGUGCAGGAGGAAUUGUUAAGAGAGAUUGAAGACCUUCGUUCGGAAAAUGACUACCUCAAGGAUGAAAUGGAUGAGUUGCGGGCAGAGAUGGAGGAGAUCAGGGACAGUUACCUGGAGGAGGAGGUGUACCAGCUUCAGGAACUACGCAGAGAACUGGACCGAUCCAACAAGAACUGCAGGAUCCUUCAGUACCGCACGAAGGCUGAACAGAAGAGUCUGCGUGUAGCUCAGACCGGACAUGUCGACGGAGAGCUGCUACGCAAUCUGGAGCAGGACCUCAAGGUAGCCAAGGAUGUAUCUGUGCGCCUGCACAAUGAACUGGAAACGGUGGAAGACAAGCGAACUCGAGCAGAGGAUGAGAACGAACUGCUCAGGCAAAAGAUCAUCGAGGUGGAGAUCUCCAAACAAGCCCUACAGAAUGAACUCGACAGAGCCAAAGAGACUGCUCUGCGGAGACGAGGCGGCAGAGAAGCCUUCAAAGAUAAGAAGUCUUUUUCUCAGGAGGACAGUGCAGACCUGCGGUGUCAGCUACAGUUUGCCAAGGAGGAAUCGUCCCUAAUGCGGAAAAAAAUGGCAAAACUAGGCCGCGAGAAAGAUGAACUGGAACAAGAGGUGCAGAAGUAUAAAUCAGUAUAUGGGGACGUGGACAGCCCUUUGCCCCUGGCCGAGGUGACGGGUGGAGGCCCACACACCACCCGGGAGGCCGAGUUACGUUUACGGCUAAAACUGGUGGAGGAGGAGGCAAACAUCCUGGGGCGGAAGAUUGUAGAGCUGGAGGUGGAAAACCGUGGUCUCAGGGCAGAAAACGAGGACCUACGAUGCCAAUACGAGAGGGACUGUUUUGGCCGUGAACCCUUUUCCAGUGUCCCUACCUCACCAUUCGGUGGCGAUGUGCUGGAAUCUGUGAGUGAACUACGGCGCCACUUGCAAUUUGUGGAAGAGGAGGCAGAGCUUUUGCGGCGCUCCAUCUCUGAGAUUGAGGACCACAACAAGCUGUUGACGACUGAGCUCAACCGCUUCAAAUUUGGGCCCAGCAGCCAGGGCGACAGGGAGUCAGAAGGGGCUGAGGGUGGAAGUGUUGGGUCACUGAAACCUGGGAAUGGUAGUGGAGGAGGUAAUGGCGUCUCAGGAGGAGGGGGCGCCCUACAGGAGGAGCUGAAAGCUGCAAGACUCCAGGUUAAUGAGUUGAGUGGGAAAGUGAUGAAGUUGCAGUAUGAGAACCGGGUGCUAAUUUCAAAUAUGCAGCGUUGCGACUUAGCGGCACACCUGGGCAUGCGGUCCAAUAGUCCACGUGAUAGCGAUGUAGACAGUGACACCGGGAGAAGGGAACCAGACGAAGAGGAGACAGCGAGGCUUCUAUUGCUCCAUCCCAAACGGGAAGGACCUGUUGGUGGUGAAAGCGACUCUGAUGACUUGUUUGAGAAGACGGCUACAUCUGGAUUUGCCAGUGGCGAGAAACCUUCGGAGGUUGGUAACCUGAGAGCAGCCGAGUUGGACCAGCGUAGACGAGAAAACCGGGAGGCACUUAACCAUGUCAGGCGUGAAGCAGAGCGCCUUGGAAAAACUGUCGAAAGGCUCAUCACUGAUACGGACAGUCUGAUCCGGGAAGGUCGUCUGGUUGUCUUGGGAGGGGACCUUCUUGCAGAGGGUUCAGAGUUCAGGGGUGACGGGGACUGCGCUGAAUCUAAACCCGAAUCUCAGGUGCUGGAUUCCAUCAACUCCCGCAUGAGGGCUUUCAGGACGGAACUCCAGCAUUUCAUGAAUAAAGUGGACCACCUUGGGGAGGGCUUACGGGACCGUGCAGAUGACCUCUCCCCCAUGCCUAACCUCACCGAAUCCAGCAGCUUUCUGUCCACAGUUACAUCCAUAUCAAGGGAUUCGCCCAUCGGAACACUUGGAAGAGAUCUGGUGACGGACUAUCAGUAUGGGCGAAGGGAGGAGCACGAUUGGUGUCUAGACCGGCAGAGUGGCCCGGAGGCGCAGGGGCAGGGCAGCGCCAAGGGGUCCGCCACACCCAGGGUGGCCCCUGGACUCAGUAGAUACACCAGGCCCCACAGUUACAGACCCGAGUGUUGGGAUGUUGAGACUGCUGUUCUGUGUUCUGAUGAGAUCCAGUUCUGUGACCCAACUACCCUGCCCGAGUUGGCAACCCCUACCAGAGAGAUACAGCUACGUCUGGACCACGAGAGGAGGCUUAGACCUGGACAGGAGGAGAGAGAGAGCUUGACUUCUGCCAUCACUCAGGAAGAGGAAAGGAGGCACACCGAUGCUCGGCAAGGACUCAAGCUGCAGGGGCUUCAAACCCAUGAGCCAACAUGGCCUCAGGAACGAGUUCUGCUGCAACAGGAAGUGAGGUCAUUCCACCACAACAUCGUCAUUGUCUAUAUGAAGCUGCGCUGGAUUCUUAUGCACUGGAGGCUCGGACGCAGGACAGACGCUGGAGAGGAGGGUGCACAUGGAGAGUAUGAACGGUUGGAGAACUUUCCAGAGCUGGGUCUUCUGAUCGAGCCGGGGGAUAGUGAGAUAGUAGAGAGAGACGAUCAGAGAGUGUGUAUCCAGAUCACAGGAAGUGAUGUAUCAGACCCUGGUGCACUCCCGCUGUCUCCAGAGAGAUUUCAGUAUCAGAAACAGGCAAGGGAUAGUCGGCGAGUGUUGCACGCCCUGCGCUCUCUGCUGGAGGAGUUUAGGGUGGAGUUACGUGAGGAGGCGCAGCAACGCUGGCAGCUGCAGCAGACGUUAGCCAAUGAGAGAGCAGCAUGGGAGAUCCAACGCGUUGAAAUGAGGAGUCACGUUACCAAGCUGCAGGCGGUGAGAGGUGAGUCUGCAGAUGCAGGCGCAGUUGAAGGUGCAGUCACUGCAGAUGUUCUGCAGCAGGAACGGGAGGAACAGCGCCACCUGCUGGCCGACAGUCAUGGCACGGCACUGGAGCUGCGCUGGAAACUGCAGCACGGAGAGAAGCGCUGGAGCCGCGAGAAGAAUGAACUGCUGGAGCGAUUCGAGAGAGAGAGGCAAGAGUGGGACCACAGCUUACGGGAGGUGCACCGCAAGAUGGAAAAGAUGCAGAAAGAUCUUCUGCUCCAUCAUUCUGAAGGUAGUCUUCAGUCUGAAGGAGGUGCAGCGCGUGUCUUCUCCCCUCAGGAGAGCCCUUGUAAGGCUCCAAGAUCUCCACGCUCCCCCUGCGCAGCCGCACAUAUACGCUCACACUCCGACUCUGAAGCCACACUGGAGGAAAAGGGGGCAGCCGGGAGACCCAGACCCUGUGAAGGACCCCGGCCCCCAGAGAGCCUGUUUCUGGAUGCCUUGUCUCUGGACCCCCUGAGCGAGGCAAUAGUGCCCCCUCCAUCACGACUGGAGAGUGAGAAGAGGUUCUUCCACAUGAAGGAAUUAAGAGACAGAGCGCUUAAUGAAAUUUCAGAGAGUGCAGAUUCUGCUGUUUAUCCUGAGGAAGAGAAAAGCAGUGGCAGCUUACUCAGGGCAAAGUCAGUUUGCUCCAUGAGCGACUUCCAGCGCUUGAUGGACAGCUCCCCCUUUCUACCAGACAAGAGCAAGGCUGGCGAGAGUGGGUGGGAUGAUGUGACUCCUCCGCUUUCUCCAGAUGACCUCAAGUACAUUGAGGAGUUCAAUAGUAAAGGUUGGGAUCUGCCCACCAGCUCCCGGUCUACUUGCCCCAUCCCUGGCCCAGUUAUCCCUCCUCCAGUGAUGGAGGUUUGGGCAGAGAGUGCAGAAUCCCGUUGGGUUGAGUCCACUUCAGAAGCAUUCCAGCCAGCCUCUUGGUACCUGACCACCAGCGCUACCUUGACCACAAACACCAUGAGUAGCCCUGAGUACUGCCAAAAGCCUCCCAUCAGGGCCACCCAAGGGGCAGAGCAGUUUGGAGUCCAUGUCCUACACAGUCCCACUCGAGGUGAGCAAUCGACUCCAGGCCCUCCUGAGCAGGAGUACAUGUUUUCCAAAGUGACCAAAUUAAAGGUGGGGAAUGUGGUAGGAGAUGCAGAGGAGGUGCUUGGAGGGAGGUGGCCUCUGGAAGCGGGACUUCGGCCUGGAGAACGGCCAACACUUUGUGCUGCUGUAGGAUAUACCUCAUCGCUAGAGCUGGAGCUGUCACGCAACCUGAGCGACGACAUGAAGGAAAAGGCAUUUUCUGCCCGGAGCGCCAUCGGAUCGUCUACGGCUUCUGGAUCCAGCCCUCCAGAAAGGCAGCUACGUGACAUGGCGUGCCAAACAAAUGGUUUAAGCACACGGGGAACGCAGACAACCCAGACUAUCAGCAUUGGGCUGCAAACCGAGGGUCUUCGGACCCUUACCAGCAGCCCGCACCGAUGUCUAACGCCCAAAGGAGGCUCCACUCCCAUCUCGUCCCCGUCCCGGAGUCUAAGAAAGAUGCAGUACUCUCCAGUCGUGCAGGCCAAGUUUGAACGCCCCUGCUGCUCACCAAAAUACGGCUCACCUAAGCUCCAACGGAAACCCUCUACAAAUACCGCAAAAACCGAGCCACCCAAUGGCCAAGCCCGCACUCCUACCCCAACAAUCACCACCCAGCAGCAAAAAGGCAACAGUGAAUCUGCCUGGGCACGUUCCACAACAACCAGAGAUAGCCCAGUCCACACCACCAUCAACGAUGGCCUUUCCAGCCUUUUUAACAUCAUUGACCACACGCCCAUCGCUUACGAUCCCAUGCAGAAGUUCAACAAGUCCCCCAGUCGCUCUCGUCCCAUUGAAGCAGGAUCUCAGGGGCCCUCAGACCCCAUAUCUCCCAGCAUUUCUGCCGCACAGGGGCCUUUGAGGAACUCGCGGGGCAGGUCCCCAAGCCCUGUGCAGUUGAUUGUGGAAACACAGGGCGAAAAGACCCCAGAGGUGAUUAGCAUCAGACAGGAUCUCUCUGCACCUCCGGGUUACACGUUAGCGGAAAACGCUGCACGGAUUUUGAAUAAGAAACUCUUGGAGCAGAGCUUCAGAGAGGAGAGGAGACUUCUGUCUUCAAACACAGCUGUCCAGAACAGAACCGGAGACACUGAGAAGCCUGGAUGUCUUGAGGACUUGCCACGUUCUCCAGUGGCUCCACCUCUGGACUCCUGCUUCCUGCGUCCGGCUCGCCCUGCAAACCGCCGCCCGCCAUCCCGCUGGGCCACCCAUUCCCUGUCAUCCUCGCCCGACUACAGCGAUCGCACAGAGAGGUUCCGCUAUCCCUCGCCAGUCAGACCGAUUCAGACCGUCCCAGAGACAGAAGAGCCCGGUCUGGAGGUUCCACUUCACCUGGUCUGAGCUCAACCAACCUAGACUACAUCCGUCUCUGCUUGCUUUCCUCCUCUUUGCACUUUCUUAUAACCAACCUGUUUAUCACAACCAUCUCUGUUUUCUGGGAUACUGUGGUGUAGUUGUUAAAACUCAGUGCUGGUAACUGGAAGGUUGCUGGUUCGAACCCCACAACCAAAAGUAAUCACCAUUACCUCCUCGUGCAAGGCACUUAACCCCAGUUUGCUCCAGGGAUGUCAUCCUAAUAAUAGGCUAUAUCUGAAACAAGUUAUCUUUAAAACAAGAUCAAUUUACUUGAGAAGCAAAAAGUUGUAAGAUAAUAAGACUUAUUCUCAGAGAAUAUAUCUUGAACAUUGUUGGGUAGUAACCGAUUGCAUGUAAUGUGUAUUAAGUAAUUAGAUUACAAAAUAGGAGUGAUGUUAAUUAGAUUACAAUACAUUUCUGUAAUCAGAUUACAAAAUUUGAGUAAUUGUAAUUAAAUUACAUUUUCAUUAAAAUUACAAUGAGAAAUCUAAAAAUACUCAGAUUAGAUUACCCAACAUUUUAACCUAAAAGAUAACACUACUGAUUACAAUUUUAGUCAUGUAAUUUGUAAUAAGUACCAGAUUACAUUUCAGAAGUAAUCUACUCAACACUGAUCUUGAAUAAAGUAUAUUAUUUUUAUGCGAAUUGCAUAAUGAUUUCUCUUGUUUUAAGCGUAAACCUCACUACAUUUUAUUUGAUUUAUGUUCAAAACAAGAAAAAAAAACAUUUGCACAUUUUUUACAAAAUCGUUUUACUUUAUUCAAAAUAUAUUCUCGGAAACAAGUCGAUUUUUCACAGACAGUAAUAACAGUGUGCAGUAUAUAAUGAUAAAAGCUUCAAAAAUGUUUAUAUUACAUUUUUAUCACAUGACAUCACGGCAUUGCAUGUAAUUCAGUGGGUUGCGUUCAAUUAUCGCUUCGGAAAUAAAUACGGUUAUUUUGCAUUUCAAAAUGCUUUGUUUAUCAAAUUUAGUGCAUUGUGACAUUUUUUAAGAUGACAAGUCAGGUUAAAAAGAGUCUUUUUUUAAACACUUCUUGAAAUGCGCUGCAUCUAGAUUUUUUUACGGCAAGAACGCAUUUGGUCUGAACGCUUACUCAUACUGCACACUGUUCAAAUAGUACAAGAAGAUCUGUAGUAUACUCUUCUGAACUUUAGCUGUUCCUUUUUGGCGCUGUUUUACAGCUAUGUUGUGGGAGCAAAUUCCGUUAGCCCUGAUCUGUUCGAUAAAUCGUUUGCGAUAAAAGAUUAUACUUUAUUCUUUUUCUCACCUUUACUAUCUCCUGUUCCAGCCUGACCACACAUACGCACACCUCCGGAGUGAUGGAACCUUUCUAAGAACCAUUCAACUGCCCUGCCACUAGGAGGCAGAGUUCUGUGAGCACCAGCUAAACUGACCCGUUUGAAAACAGUUCUAGAAUCUUUAGGAGUAUCAAGGACUUGGAAUGUACUGACACAAAAUACACACACAACCUCACAAUGGUCCCGUAUGUGUGUGUCAGUGUACACGUAUGCAAUACAUAUGAAUUUAUAUGUGUUGGUCAUUUACGGAUUACGGAUUGCUUUUCAGAUGUUCUGAAAAUUAGAACGGGAUAGUAAUAAUAUUUGUCGGAACGGCAUAACAGUUUACAUGUGUUUCGUUUCUGUAUCAUUUCUCUUGUUUGAGGGGUGAUUAUCAUUUGUUAAAUUAAGUAUUUUAAUUAGAGUUUAUACUUUAUAUAAUAUUUUCUGCAUAUUUGACAUCCUAUUUUUGUUGGUACCCUUUGAUGCUUGAAUUAUAAAAAUACUCAGUUGUAUUUAUAAAGAGAAUAGGAUUAAAUCUAAUGGAGAGAAAAACACCAAUCAGUUCGACAGGGACGAAUGAUAAAUGAUGUCAACCAUACCAAUGUAUUAAAAACCUAAUGUAAAAUUGAAUGUUUAACGCGUGAUAAAAGGAGAGUAUAUUGAGACUGAUUAUCCUUAUGCACAUUUCUCAAGUCCAAAAAUCCUAAAGGAAUGUGUUCAGGAUUCCAAUGGGAAAUUCUGUUGUAAUGCGGAUCAAAUGUAACAAUUGGGAUCCAAAAGAAUCAUCUUAUUUUGUGGUAUGUUGGAAUAAGAAUAUUAAAACAGACUUUCCAGUUAGAAUCCUGUGUAUAUUCCUUUUCGAUAUCUUGACUAGGGUUUGGAGAACAGUUGUGCAAAUAUCAUAUUUGAUAUGCAUGCCUUUAAGAACUAGCACUUUAGUGCAUGUAAUCAAAUACUGUUGUACUUUGUGAUAAAGCUCAUAAUGUAAGAAAUCCCCACAUAUGCGUACAUAUACACUUACACUCAUACACAAACACUCAAUCUUAAAAUGUCAUUUUGUUGCCAUCAAAUUUGCAUCGACACAAUUAGGAACACUUUUUAAGUCCGUUAUUGUACCUAUUAACUCUUUGUCUUUGUAUAGCUGUUAUUAUCAAUACAAAUGUUUCUUUUCUUUUGAGGAAAAAAAAUGAAUGUUUUAGAUGAAGUCACUGUCAAAAGUCUAAUGAUAGAGUGUGUUAAAUUGGUAAUAAAUUGAAUGUGU